This is a messenger RNA of Musca domestica (house fly), 1826 nucleotides long. RefSeq lists its product as uncharacterized. Lineage: Eukaryota; Metazoa; Arthropoda; Insecta; Diptera; Muscidae. The transcript is spliced from 4 exons. The coding region runs from base 218 to 1723 and encodes 501 amino acids. The record is from RefSeq and is a predicted model, not a curated record.
CCAACACUAAGCUCUAACAUUGGAGUUGCAAGUGAUACGCGUUCGCGUUUCCACCCCAUAGCUGGACACCAACGUCCAGGACUUUUUAUGUGAAAAAGAAAAAAACAAAUACAAUAUAUUUGGUUUUAAAAAUAAAAAAGCAAAAAUCCUUAAAAGUGAAAAAGAAUAAAAAACAAAUCCUAAAAGAAAGAAACUAAAACUUAAAAUACCCAUUAUAAUGGCUCCCUCAUUACAAACCAGAUUAGUGUUAUUGAGCUCGCUAUGUUUACUAAUACCUGCGAGUCAAGCAGAAAUACGCAGUCGCCCCUCCAAAAGUGUUAGUGCAAAAAGUAAUAGCAUUCACGAUGGCCAUAACACACACAAGCAGUCAAGUGGCAAUAAUCCAGCGGAUAAUGACUCUUCGAGUGCGUCCAAGUCAGGUUUUUCCACAUCCUCGCAGUCGCCAGUGAAUACGGAUUUCAUCGAUAAAAUGUCUUGGAAAUGUGCCAACAAUGCCAGUUGCCUGUUCAACAUGGCCAGCGGCAUUAUUAAUUCUUAUCGUCGUGGAGAAACGGUCCAUUUGGGAUUCUUAGAUUUGGUUAAACUGCCGCCAUCGAAGAAGACCAAAUCGAAAUGGAAUGCCACUGAAACCGGUCGCAGUAUGUCCACAUUUGUAGAUUUUAUCAGUGGCAAUGCUAUACGGAUACCGGUCGGCCCCAUGGUCUUUAGUGUGCAACGUGACGAAGAUGAUGCCAACUACAUUGAAAUUGCACUCUUGAAGAAGGCAACCAGUAGUACAGCGCGCCACGGCAUAUUAGGAGGAGGCGGCGGUGGUGAUGGCGGAGGUGGUGGCCUGCUGGGUGGUAGCGGAAGUGGAGGCGGAGGAGGACAUGGUGGAAUUAUACAUCGGUUCAAGGAACGCCACGAAAAAGAGGAUAAAAAACAAAUGCAAAUGUAUGUGCCCAUGUAUUUGGCAGCCACUACUUUUGGUUGGACUUUGGUGGCUGCCAAAUUUGUUGGUCUGUUGACACUGAAAGCUCUGGCAAUUUCAAAAAUAGCUUUUGUGGUUGCUGCUAUGGUAUUGAUGAAAAAGUUAAUGGAUAAUGAUUCAGAAAAAAUGAUGUACCAAUAUCCGGAACACUCACCCUACAUGAUGCCCUACAGCAUGGAUUAUGGUAUGCACUCAAUGGCUGCGGGCCCCGGAGAUAUGGCAGGUUCUGAUAUGUAUGCCGGUGGCUUGCCAAUACAUGCUGCUGCGGUGGCACCACUGGGUGGUCAUGCUGGUGGCCAUCCGGGCCUGGAACAUUAUGCAGCUGAGAGUUCAGUACAUCAAAAUAUUGCCGAAGCCCAAAAUAAUACCCAAGUUCUGGCAGCGCUUAAUGCAGCCGGUUUGGGACAAAAAGUUAAACGUGAAGAUUCAUGGCUUGGUCGAACACCCCACUUAAAGCACUCCUUUGAACCUGAGUUAUUUUCACAAUCAUCACCAUUCUAUUUAAGAGAGAAAUACAAAAUAUCUUCAUUGAAUAUUUAUGAUGAUCUUAUAAAAGUUGCCGCCGUAGCAGCUGCCGAAGUCGUGGAAGAAAAUGAAAAACGUUUGCAAUGGAAAGCAAAUUUACUUGGCAUGGACGUCGAAGAAGUCGAGGAAGAGGAAGAAGAAGAUCAAAUAUUCAAUGAAGAAGAAAGUAUAAAGGAUACCUUGCAAUAUUUAGGAAUGGAUAUACGCAAAAGAAAAAGUAAUUGGUAGUUCUCAUAUAUUAUUUUGUAAAUAUGUAUUUGAAACACUCAAUCCACCAUAUAUAUGAAAAUCAAUGAUCUCGUUAUAAAUUAAAAUAAAAUAAACAUUUUUU